AUGCUAGUCUGUGUAGCUUUACUGAUGAUUCCCCUUUCGAUAAGGGCAACAGAAACUGUUUGUAGACUUCAAGGAGAAACAAAUACUCCAAUGCUGUCAAAAGAUGGAGACAUUACAAUUGGAGCAAUCUUUUCCCUUCACAGGAAAGUUAUUGACAGGAGACUUGACUACAGAACUAAACCAGAACCCCGGGAAUGCCAAAGUUUAAAUUUCAGAGAAUUUCAGUUUGCACAAACUGUUAUGUAUGCCAUAGAAGAGAUUAAUAACAGUACUGAAAUACUUUUUAAUAUUUCAUUGGGCUACGAGAUCUACGACUCUUGUGCUUCCAUACCCUUGUCAAUCAGAGCAGCACAGGCACUUGUGAAUGGCCAUGAAAUAAUGUUCUCCUCUAAUAGCUCCUGUACAAAACCAUCCUUUGUACCUGCAAUAAUAGCAGAGUCUGGAUCUUCACCCACAAUAGCAAUUGCCAGGACAGUUGGGCCAUUUCAAAUUCCUGUGAUUAGUCACUUUGCUACUUGUGCAUGUCUCAGCAACAGGAAUGAGUUUCCUACGUUUUUCAGAACCAUACCAAGUGAUUAUUAUCAAAGCAGAGCCCUGGCACAGCUUGUGAAGCAUUUCGGAUGGACUUGGGUUGGGACCAUUAGAAGUGACAAUGAUUAUGGCAACUCAGGAAUGGCUACAUUUACUCAAGCAGCCCAGCAAGAGGGCGUCUGUAUUGAAUAUUCAGAGGCCUUUUAUAGAAAUGAUCCCAGUGAAAAGAUUCUUAGAAUUGUCAACAUAAUAAAGAAGUCUACUGCAAAAGUCAUUGUUGCUUUCUUAGCUCAAAGUGAUAUGUUUGCUUUGCUAACAGAAAUGGUAAGAGAAAAUAUUACUGGGAUACAGUGGAUAGGCAGUGAAGCAUGGGUUACAAGUACAAACCUUGUAACCAAAGAAAACUAUCGAGUUCUGGGUGGGUCAGUUGGAUUUGCAAUCCGUAAAGCUUUAAUCCCAGGUUUGGAGGAGUUUCUGCAAAAAGUUCAUCCAUCUCAAGUCCCUGGUAACUCAAUUUUAAAGGAGUUUUGGGAAACAGCAUUCUCUUGCAGUAUGCCAGAUAAUACAACUCAUAUCAAAUCUGAAUAUAGUAAUUCAUGCACUGGUUCAGAGUCUUUACGUGAGCUAAAUAACAUGUUUACUGAUGUAUCUCAGUUAGGAAUCUCAAAUAAUGUGUAUAAAGCUGUGUAUGCCAUAGCUUAUUCCCUCAACAAUAUGUUUACAUGCGAAAAUGGACAAGGUACCAUUGGCAAUAAAACCUGUGCUAACAACAUACGUUUUGAACCCUGGCAGCUUCUUCAUUAUAUGAAAAAUGUGAAUUUCAAAACCAAACAUGGAGAAGAAGUCUAUUUUGAUCAAAAUGGAGAUCCAUCAGCAACCUAUGAAUUAGUGAACUGGCAGCUUAAUAACAAAGGAAUUACUGAAUUUGUUACAAUAGGUUACUAUGAUGCAUCUGCACCAUAUGGACAACAAUUUACUAUCAAGAACAUUGGGAUUAUUUGGGCUGGUGACAAGACGGAGAUGCCUAAAUCAGUGUGCAGUGAGAGCUGUCCUCCAGGCACUCGGAAGGCUGUUCAGAAAGGAAAGCCUGUUUGUUGCUUUGAUUGCAUACCAUGUGCUGAAGGAGAAAUCAGCAAUCAGACAGAUUCCAUUGAUUGUUUUAAGUGUCCUAUGGAAUACUGGUCAAAUGUGAAAAGAGAUCAAUGCAUCUUAAAGGACAUUGAAUUCCUGUCAUUUGGAGAAAUUAUGGGGAUGCUGCUUGUGAUAUUUUCACUGACUGGAUCUUGCAUAACCAUAGCUGUAGCGAUUGUUUUCUUUUAUUACAUUGACACCCCUAUUGUUAAAGCCAACAAUUCUGAACUAAGUUUCCUUCUUUUGUUUUCCUUAGCACUGUGUUUCCUUUGUUCACUUACUUUUAUUGGUCAGCCCUCUUCAUGGUCCUGUAUGCUGUCUCACAUGACAUUUGGGGUCACAUUUGUCCUGUGCAUCUCUUGUGUUCUGGGAAAAACAAUCGUCGUGUUAAUGGCGUUUAGGGCUACAUUACCGGGUAAGAAUGUUAUGAAAUGGUUUGGUCCCACCCAGCAGCGCUUAAGUGUUUUUACAACCACAUUCAUUCAGUGUUUAAUAUGUACACUUUGGCUACUGAUAUCACCUCCCUUUCCAAAUAGAAAUAUGAGACACUACAAGGAUAAAAUUAUAUUAGAAUGCGACCUGGGAUCUGCUACAGCAUUUUAUGCUGUGUUAGGGUAUAUUGGAUUUCUCUCUGCUAUGUGCUUUGUGCUCGCUUUUCUGGCUCGUAACCUACCAGAUAACUUUAACGAAGCUAAAUACAUUACAUUUAGCAUGCUCAUAUUCUGUGCAGUUUGGAUCACCUUUAUACCAGCUUAUGUCAGCUCACCUGGGAAGUACACAGUUGCUGUAGAAAUAUUUGCAAUGUUAGCUUCAAGUUUUGGUUUGCUUUUCUGUAUUUUUGCACCCAAAUGUUACAUAAUAUUACUUAAACCUGAGAAAAAUACAAAAAAGCACUUGAUGGGCCGAACAUCCACAAAAUUAAUUUGA
Messenger RNA from Acipenser ruthenus (sterlet), 2589 nucleotides. RefSeq names its product extracellular calcium-sensing receptor-like. The coding region runs from base 1 to 2589 and encodes 862 amino acids. Gene Ontology annotation, molecular function: G protein-coupled receptor activity. Gene Ontology annotation, cellular component: membrane. The record is from RefSeq and is a predicted model, not a curated record. Gene Ontology annotation, biological process: G protein-coupled receptor signaling pathway. Lineage: Eukaryota; Metazoa; Chordata; Actinopteri; Acipenseriformes; Acipenseridae. The transcript is spliced from 6 exons.